Labeo rohita (rohu) is the source of this 3412-nucleotide messenger RNA. Its product is annotated as phosphatase and actin regulator 1. Gene Ontology annotation, molecular function: actin binding. Lineage: Eukaryota; Metazoa; Chordata; Actinopteri; Cypriniformes; Cyprinidae. The transcript has 13 exons. Gene Ontology annotation, biological process: cell motility; stress fiber assembly. The coding region runs from base 80 to 1816 and encodes 578 amino acids. The record is from RefSeq and is a predicted model, not a curated record.
CUUCAUACUGAGAGCGCGUUCAGUGCUGCUCAGAUACGCGCUCAUCAGCCUCACCACAACCAUCAUCAUCACCAUCAUCAUGUCUGCGGUGGAUCACACAGUCAUGCACGGCAUCUGGGGCAGCAGCGCGCCCGCGGGGAAGGCGAUGGAGAAGCCGAAGAACAAGGGCUUCAGCUUGAUCAGGAUGAUGUCUCUGAAUUACAAGAAGGAGAACAAGAAUCCCCAGCAGCAGCAGCAGCAGCAGCAUCACAACAACAUGCCCUUUAUGAUUCACUGCCACAUCGGCAAAGAGAUCAAACACAUAUGCAGCAACUGCAGCCGCGGCAGCCACGCGCAGGACGCAGAGGAGGUGGAGAAACUGGCCUCCAUUCACGCAGAGUCCCUGGUGUCUGGAUCGCACGCGCCGCCCAUGCACUGCAGGAGCAGGUUUGCCACUCUGGGACGCCUCUUCAAACCCUGGAAGUGGAGGAAGAAGAAGAGUGAGAAGUUCAAGCAGAGGUCAACAGCUCUGGAGAGGAAGAUGUCGGUGCGUCAGAGCCGAGAGGAGCUGAUCAAACGAGGAGUGCUGAAGGAGAUCUUUGAGAAAGACUCCAGAGUGGCGGCUGUGACGCCGGACGGCCGGCUGGAGACCGGACUGCCGUCAGACUGUGAGCGGACAGCGGAGGACAGACAGAGGAACGCCGCUGACUUCCGCGCGUCUCUGGAUGGAGGAGUAUGUGCUCAGGACAACACGCUCAAGUCGCUCACGCUUCCUCCCAAGAAAACCGUCACCUUCUCCGGUGACCUUCAGGAAACGCCCGCCAAACCUCAGCUCAUCCAUAAACAGCCUCCCGCCCUGCCGCCCAAACCCUUCUCCAGACUGACCAAUCACAGCACAGACUCGUGUCAGCCGCUGAAGAUGUCGUGUCUGCAGGGAAAGCCAUCUCCUCCUCUACCUCCUAAGAAGCUCAUGCUGUACUCGUCAUCUCCCGUGCCGCUGUCGUUCGGUCAGAAGGCUCCGGCGCUCGUGCAGUACGGUCACCCGCUGCAGCUGCAGUACGGCGCCGUUCACCCGUCCAGCCGCAUCAUCGAUGAGCUGCAGAAGACGCUGGCGCUCGCCAUGCAGAGACUAGACAGCAGCUCUGCGGUUCACGUGAGUCAGUACAGCGCUCCUCUCCCGGCCGUGGUGAUCGACUGUGACGAUGAUAAAGAGAACAUCCCUAACGAGUCUGACUACGAGGACCUGCCCAGCAUGUAUAAGGAUGAAGACCAUGAGGAGGACGAGGAGGAGGAUGAAGAUGAGGAUGACGACGAUACGCUCUUCACAAACACGCUGGCGCUGAAGAUCUUGAGGAAGGAUUCUCUGGCAGUGAAGCUGAGUAACAGGCCGUCUCAGAGAGAACUGCAGGAGAAAAACAUCUUACCCGUACAGACGGACGAAGAGCGACUGCAGUCCAGACAGCUCAUCGGCACCAAACUCACACGGAGACUGAGCCAGAGGCCCACGGCUGAAGAGCUGGAGCAGAGGAACAUCCUCAAACCUCGUAAUGAGCAGGAGCAGAUGGAGGAGAAGAGAGAGAUCAGACGCCGACUCUCACGCAAGCUGAGUCAGAGGCCCACGGUGGAGGAUCUGCGGCGAGCCAAGAUCCUCAUCCGCUUCAGCGAUUACGUGGAGGUGGCGGACGCUCAGGACUACGACAGACGCACCGACAAACCCUGGACGAGACUCACGGCCGCUGACAAGGCUGCCAUCAGGAAAGAGCUGAAUGAUUUCAAGAGCAAUGAGAUGGAGGUGCACGAGUCCAGCCGCCAUCUGACCAGGUUUCAUCGGCCGUAGAGAAGCACCGCGGAUGGCCCGACGGUCCCGUCACGAGCCGGACGCUCCCGGACGUCUGAGAUCCUUCCGCAGAACGGCGGCUGCGGGGAGAGACCGCGAUCAGACGUCACCGAUCCCUCAUCCAUCACGUCACUCCAUCAUCCUCAGAUCAGCGGAUUCUCCGGCUGCGAGCGGCACGUCCAGCACUUUCAAGCACUACCUGCCGGCGCGGUACUAUCGCACUGACCGCGUUCACACGCAGCGGGAUCCGUUCGUGAAGCGCGAACGCUUUUACAAACGGUCCACGCGACAGUUUACGAUUCCCACCGAUCCGUCGUGCUGGUGUUUGACGCAUGUUUACAGGAUUCACCGCUGCUGCUUCAUGCUGACGCUCAUUCACAGGGACGUUAAGAAGGGUUUCAUUCACCAUCAGCAUCUACAGCAAACUGUGAAUUCUAGACCAUCUCGAGUCGUUCAGACCUGCGUGAUGUUUAUGUGAAGCGUUUUAUUCAUCGCGUGAAUCUGCGGGGCUUGAGAGAGUCAUUUCUUACUGCUUUAUUCUCAUUUCACGUCUGUUUUUUUUUUAUCUUGUCGUCACUGUGUUCUGCCCACGUGAGCGGAUUAUAAUUGUUUUAAGUUAUUUUUAUACCAUCUUUCUAGAGUAACUUUACCUUAUUUGCACCUGCCAGCAAAUGUCCUGAAGGUGUUCGUCAUGUUUUAUUCAUGUUUUUACUUUUACUUUUGCCUGUUAUUUUUGAUUUAUAUGAUUCCUUUUUUAAGUUAAAUACACAUUUUAACAUCCCCUCGCACUGUGUUUAUUAGAAUCUCAAAUCAUCAGCGGUUCUAUGUGAAGCUCUCUCCAUUUUUUUGCACUUGCGCUCAUAGACUGUAGCUCGUCGGUGCAGUGUGCUGCUUGCAACGCCAGGCUCACGGGUUCGAUUCUAGUGGGAACCGCCAGAUUAAUUGUAGACAUUUGAAUGCUUGAAAGUCUGCACUCUUAUGUAUAGGUCCUAAUGGAAGGAUGUUGGUUUUCUUUAAUGUAAAUGAUUGAAUAAGUUUGUCUUUCAGUCGAUUGUUCAGUCAGACGGCACGGCGUAAAAUCUCCCACUAAUGUAAUAGAGACGGCAAAACAAUCUUUUCAGAACGAUUCUUAUUUUAAUGCUCAAACAUCCAGCGGAUGAAGCUACAAUCAUAUUCUGCAUGCACUUUAACAGUAUGCACAAUUGAUUUUUUUCCUUUUUUCACCAUUGGGAGUAGAUUUGAGAUUCGGUUGAAUUAUCAGUAAUAGCUUUCAUAAACUGAAGCCAAUCCCAACAUCAAAAUGAGUUUUAACAAACCACUCGUGUAGCUCAGGUAGCAAGAUGUUUUUCCAGGACAGUGUGACGAUCAAACAACAUUCAGCAGAGGGAAGAAUCCAGUAAGAGCAUUUCACUUCAUUUUCAUUAGAACUGGUUCCAGAUGGUGACUUUGGUUCUGGGAGUUCUGCAGGAAGAGGAGUCGUUUUGACUGGUUUCCUGUUGUCGAUCUUCAGGCAGCUUGAACAUUAUGGCACCUAACGUUGUCACGUCGGCACAAAAACAAACAUCAGCGUCACUGAGCUCAACCUGUGUGGAAAAA